CAUGUCCUCACCCAACGAAUCCAUCAGUGAUUUCGGCAAGUAUCACCAUAAAGCAGCCUAAAUUUUAUUCCGUUUGCUCUUUGCCGUCUCUCUUGGGCUGUUCAACUACACCCACGUCCAUACAGACACGCAUACAUAACGGGUGAAGGAGAGAGCGAGAAGUGGACGGUUGUAGUGACGGCGUUAUAUGUAUACGCGCCGUCUACCAGCCCGCGUCAGCUUCAACGUUUUGAUUAAAGAGUUUAUGCUUACCAAACAACCCAUUAGACGAUGCCGCAUCUACCAAGAAGCGAGGACGCGAUCAAUCCGUAGAACCUCAAGACGUUCCUGCGGACGUUGCUACGGGGACAAGCAGCCGACUUCUUCUGCACCCAAAAAAUCUAAGCGCGACGGAGAAGAAGAAGAUAUAGAACCAUCAUCUGCAACGUCAGUACGCACGAUCCGUCGAAAUUUAAAAGACAUGUCUACGGCUGAUAAAGAAUCCAACAAUCCAGAAUCCACAACAUCAUUACAACCUAACGAACAAGAAGAGGAUACCACCAUGCAUCAUAACGAAGAAAAAAAUAAGGAGGAUGAAGAGAUACAAGAGGCAUCUUCAGAGACAAUCAAAGAAGCUGCGGUAGAUACAACGACAAUGACGAAUAAUGGCUCAUCACCUUUGCUGCAUGAUCAACAAGCAGAACAACAAGAGCAAGAAAAAGAAUCAGCAUCCGAAAAAAAGAAGCAUGCAUUUGCGGCAUUCGGUGGUGGCAAUGAAGAUGAUGACGGUUGGGGUGAGUUCGCAGAAGUGGAUAAAGAUGAGCAGGCAAAAAAGGAUUCAGCGGCUGCAGCAGAAGAAAGACCAAAGUAUACAUUUGGCGCCACAUCCGGGUUUGGUACUAAGGGUUGGAGCUCACAGCAAACAGCCACUCCACCGGUUGCACAAACGACACAAAAGCCAACAUUUGGCGGAUUCUCCGGAUUUGGUGCAUUCGGCUCAAGAUCUGGCACCAACAGCUCAACAACAGCAACAACAACAACCCCGUUAGUGCCAACAGCUUCUAGCAGUAACAAACCUGUGACGUUCGGAUCGUUUGCUCAAGCUUCUUCGUUUGCCCUGGCGGCAGCAAGUAGCCCUACGAAUGCCUUGCAGUCCGUAUCUGUACUAAACAAAGACUUGAGCUAUCUCUCAAACGCAAGCACCACUACGGACAAUGAAGACGACGGAGAAAGCAACAACACGGAAACACGUAGCGCAACAUUGACACCUGAACCAGCUGCCGAUAAUACCACCAGCACGACGACAAACCCAAUUAAACCUGUGAAGCAAGCCGAAGUGUUUACGGGCGAAGAAGAUGAAGAUACAUUGUAUCAGACCAAGGCAAAACUGUAUGAAAUGGAGGGCACCACGGGCAAUUGGAAAGAACGUGGUGUUGGUACAUUACGUAUCAAGCAACAUAAAGAAAAUAGCGAGCGCAGGCGUGUCGUGAUGCGCGCAGAUUCUGUAUACCGUCUCAUCCUUAAUAUCCGACUGGUAUCGUGGCUCAAGUUUGAAAUCAUGCAGGAAAGAUUUGUACGGUUUGGUGCGAUCGAGAUGGAGACGAACGAGAACGGAACAGCGGAGCGGAAGUUCCGUAGUUUUGCGCUUAAAGUAGCAAAUCCUACGGCCGCCGACGACUUACUAAACAACUUGGUCUCAUCGCUACCCAAUGAGGACGAAAAAGCAAAAGAUUAAUGAUUUUAAUAUAUAUAUAAAAAUAUACAAUUGUUUUUUAUACUCUGCUAGUUUGUUAUUUUUUCGACACGAUUAAUUUGAAGAAAGACAAGUUGGGGUUUGAAGGGUAUUGAUCAAAAAAGAAAUUGGGGGAGCGAAAAAAGAAACGGAUUUAAGAGAGG
Molecule: messenger RNA, 1875 nt
Organism: Zychaea mexicana
Lineage: Eukaryota; Fungi; Mucoromycota; Mucoromycetes; Mucorales; Lichtheimiaceae
Exons: 5
Coding region: 188-1714 (508 amino acids)
Biological process (GO): intracellular transport
Cellular component (GO): cytoplasm; nuclear pore
Molecular function (GO): GTPase activator activity
Source: RefSeq, a predicted model, not a curated record